Messenger RNA from Cephus cinctus (wheat stem sawfly), 1928 nucleotides. Its product is annotated as zinc finger protein 510. Gene Ontology annotation, cellular component: nucleus. The transcript has 3 exons. Gene Ontology annotation, biological process: regulation of transcription by RNA polymerase II. Bases 350 to 1513 code for a protein of 387 amino acids. Lineage: Eukaryota; Metazoa; Arthropoda; Insecta; Hymenoptera; Cephidae. Gene Ontology annotation, molecular function: RNA polymerase II transcription regulatory region sequence-specific DNA binding; DNA-binding transcription factor activity, RNA polymerase II-specific. The record is from RefSeq and is a predicted model, not a curated record.
UUCCUGCUCAGUAGCACACUUUCAUCGGGUCGAGGAAAGUGAGUAAGUCUCUGCCGCUAUAUUCCCAUAGUGCGGAGAGGAGUGGCGCGACGAGGAGAUACGAAGAGGAAGAAACUAGCCUGGAACAGAGAAAGGACCAUAAACGAAGAAAGAAAGACAACAACGAAGAAGGGAAUAUACAGGUUGAAUUGGAAGAAACGAGAAAGUACAAUACAAUACAAAGUUGCUUUUGCUGCUGUUCUGCGUCAGGGCGAUAUAGACCAUAAGCAGGGAUACGAGGUUUUCAAUAUAUCUGAGGACGAAACCGAAAGGAAACGUGUAGCGUCGUCGUGGCAGUGGCCAACCGAUCAUGAGCGGUAACGAGGAGCCUAUGGCAUUAACUACACCACCUGCUAUUCAUGUAGGACCUAUCGUUACGCCCGGAUCGAACGAAACAAUUUCCAUUGUAAUACCGUUAUCGGCACAGUUGACUACAGUUGCCAGUCAAAGUACUGAUCAGUCCUGUAAGGAUUGUGGCAAGGAUAUGAAGAAGAGCGCUACUCCGAGUACAACAGUGUGGCAAAGGCCGGCAAAUACCAAGGGAUGUCCUUUUCCUACUUGUAGCAGGUAUGGUAGAGCCUUCUCCAGGGCUCAUGAUCUCAAGAGACACAUAGCACGACAUGAGAUGAGAAAGGAAAGAUUGUCAGAGAUUGAAAGGGCUGAAAUACGUAAUUGCUCUGAAUGUGGACAAAAUUUUGCUAAUGAGAUUGUACUCAGGAAGCAUGCACAGUGCCAUUUGAAACGUGGUGAUGUUCAGGAUACCAAUGGGGAGGUCAAAUGGUACUUCUGUCAUUUGUGCAAGAAGAGAUACACACAGGAGAGUAAAUUGAAGGCACACAUAUCGGCACAUAAUAAGAAAGCUGUAUGCAACAUAUGUGCUCUGUGCGGUUCCCGAUUCGACCGCGAGGAGCUUCUCCAGAAUCACAUGAAGGAACAUACCAGUAGUAUCCUGCAGGCACAGGCUGCCUUCGGGAAACUUGAUGGUACCCAGCAAGUUGCAUUACAAGGAGAUGGAGAAUUCUUACUCGAAGAGAUGCUUCUAUUGAAUAAGAAGACCAAAGCCGUUUCUGUGGCUACCACAAAAGCUGAAGCCAGCGCAAAUUCAAAUAAGAUUCGUUGCGAUUAUUGCUCUAAGACUUUCAAAUCAAAAUGGACUCUGAACUCUCAUGUAGCAGCUCACGAGGGACGAUUUCAGUUUGAUUGCGGUCAAUGUGGUAAGCGAUUCGUUAGGAAGAGCCAUUUCGAGGGUCACGUACGCUCUCACGAAGCUGCCCGGCCCUAUGUUUGCGAACAAUGUGGAAAGACCUUUAAGGAACUAAAGCAUCGACGAGAGCAUACCAAACGGAAACAUCCGGGAAACCAAAAUGCCAUCCAAAGUCUUUUGGAUAGCAUUACAGCCUGCGUUGCUGAAGAAACUGCAACGCCUGAUCAGCCAAAGUUCACAUUACUUAUGCCUAUGGAUUUUAAUGUUUAGAAUUAAGCAAGUGACUCGAAUGAACGUCCUAAACGUGUCUUCGAAGAUGAACAGUAUCUCCGUGAAAUCAGAACAUGUUUGUGUAUAAAAAAAAUUAGAUAUAACAAAUAGCCAAUCGUGAUGUGCAAUAGAGAGAAAAGGUAAUGUUAAGAGUAGAAUUCACCGAAAUCAGUUAGUACUUUGUCUCAGUGUAAUCGCGUUAUACUUAUUUUCGUACAAAAUCUUCUACCUAUGCUUGGGCGGGUCUUUUUGAAACAUUUUCGAUAACCAAAGAGUAAAUGAAAUUUCUAGAGAAAGUUGCCAUCCUUACGUAAAUGAUUUCGGUUUUUGAUAGCAGCCGAUCACUAUGUGCUAUAACGUGUCAUCUGUAUCUGUUUAUAUUACAUGUCAUAAUAAAUACGUAUAUAUAUUUUUA